AUGGAUGCCGGCGUGCUUGCUGGCGCCAGUGACCUAGCCUCUCGACUAAAAGCCUUCCUUCCGCAGUUGCAGCAAGCGAAUAGCAAAUUGGCAGAAAGAGGAACAGGACUGAACAUGGAAGAGGUAGACGAUGAUGAGGAGCAUAUUGAGAUGAGUUUGGGACUUGGCGUGCUCGAGCAGAAGAAACCAGAAGAUCUCGCGGAUUUGCUGCACAGAAAGGCGAAUAAACAAGAUGAGACGAGCGAUACUCCUAACCAUGAAUCAGAGGACGAACCUGACGUGCUGGAAAAAUUGAUGAACAUGGAACGCGAAGUCGCCAAAGCCGAUCAGCCCAGCAUCGAAGAAGUUGAAUGCAGGCYGAACGACAGCAAAGCUUCAGACAUGUCGAAGACGCAGUCUGAGGAACAACGCGCCGAUCUGGCACUACGCCAGAGUAGACCUUCUCGACCGUCUUGA
Molecule: messenger RNA, 456 nt
Organism: Ramularia collo-cygni
Lineage: Eukaryota; Fungi; Ascomycota; Dothideomycetes; Mycosphaerellales; Mycosphaerellaceae
Exons: 1
Coding region: 1-456 (151 amino acids)
Biological process (GO): box C/D snoRNP assembly
Source: RefSeq, a predicted model, not a curated record